CGAACCGUAGAUGACUUUCUCUGCUUAUGGGUUCCAACGACGACGGUGGAAGCGCCUGCCGCGAUGUUCUGGAGAAGUUCGUGCGCUCUCGCUACGCGUCGGCAAUGCUUCUUGCCGGUUUCGUGCUCAGCGCCUCUGUGAUUGCUCUUCACAUUGGCCAUGGGCCGACGCUGCCGUCGCUGCUUUCUGGGUUUAGGUUGUCGGGUAGGAGGAGGAAGAGGCCAAUCCGGGUUUAUAUGGACGGGUGCUUUGAUAUGAUGCACUAUGGCCACUGCAACGCCCUCCGGCAGGCGCGGGCGCUGGGAGAUGAGCUCGUCGUCGGUGUGGUUAGUGAUGAGGAGAUCACGGAGAAUAAGGGCCCUCCUGUGACGGCCAUGAAGGAAAGGAUGAUCAUGGUCGGUGCAGUGAAAUGGGUGGAUGAGAUCAUUCCAGAUGCUCCUUAUGCCAUCAACGAGGAAUUCAUGUACAAGCUCUUCAAUGAGUACCGUAUUGAUUAUAUUAUUCAUGGGGAUGACCCUUGUUUGUUCCCAGAUGGCACUGAUGCAUAUGCUAUUGCUAAGAAAGCUGGUCGCUUUAAGCAGAUCAAGAGAACUGAAGGAGUGUCAAGCACUGACAUUGUUGGUCGCAUGCUCCUUUGUGUACGGGAGAGAACUAGUGGCGAUCAUCAUACUCAUUCUUCCUUGCAAAGGCAAUUUAGCCAUGGGCACAACCCUAGGUUUGAUGAUGGAAGAUCUCCACAGGGAGGAACUCGUGUAUCACAUUUUUUACCCACCUCUCAACGCAUAGUACAAUUCUCAAAUAGGAAGGUUCCAGGUCCUGAUGCUCGGAUAAUUUACAUAGAUGGAGCUUUUGAUCUAUUCCAUGCAGGGCAUGCGGAGAUAUUGAGGCAUGCUAGAGCACUUGGAGACUUUUUAUUGGUUGGAAUUCAUACCGAUCAAACUGUCAGUUCUAGCCAAGGAGCUCAUCGUCCAAUCAUGAAUCUUCAUGAAAGAAGCUUGAGCAUUUUGGCGUGUCGUUAUGUGGAUGAGGUCAUUAUUGGUGCACCUAGGGUGGUCUCAAAGGACAUGAUAACAACCUUUAAUAUUUCAUUGGUUGUUCGUGGAACAGUUGCAGAAAACAUGGAUUGUCUUAUGCAGGAGAAAUCUAAUCCUUAUGCUGCUCCAAUGAGUAUGGGCAUUUUUCAGACAAUUCAAAGUCCUUUGGAUAUCACAACGAGCACAAUCAUUAAGAGGAUCGUUGCUAAUCAUGAAGCAUAUCAGAAACGAAAUGAAAAGAAGGAACAAAGUGAGAGGAAAUAUUACGAGAAUAAGACUUGCGUGUCGGGAGAUUGACUGAUGAACUUGUUUGCAACUGUUCAGCUAUUUCAUGGAACUGUUCAGCUCAUGACUGAAGAAUUGGAAACUCUCCCAAUGCAUUUUGUUUUGUGCUGAUUCCAGCCUCAACAACUUUCACCGAGUAAAAUCUGAAAUUAUUACUGAGGUUCUAUGAUUCAGUAUGUUCAAUGUAGCAGUUUUAUUAGGUUCUAUGAUUCAGUAUGUUCAAUGUAGGAGUUUUAUUAACUCUAAUAGUUUAAUUUCUUUCCGAGAUAGGGCUGCUAACUAUUGUUCCGUAAUCUUCUCGACGUUUUUAAAAUGGGGCAUUUACAUGCAUAUCAC
Molecule: messenger RNA, 1655 nt
Organism: Phalaenopsis equestris
Lineage: Eukaryota; Viridiplantae; Streptophyta; Magnoliopsida; Asparagales; Orchidaceae
Product: ethanolamine-phosphate cytidylyltransferase-like
Exons: 9
Coding region: 27-1331 (434 amino acids)
Biological process (GO): phosphatidylethanolamine biosynthetic process
Cellular component (GO): cytoplasm
Molecular function (GO): ethanolamine-phosphate cytidylyltransferase activity
Source: RefSeq, a predicted model, not a curated record